This is a messenger RNA of Humulus lupulus (European hop), 593 nucleotides long. RefSeq lists its product as uncharacterized. The coding region runs from base 15 to 593 and encodes 192 amino acids. Gene Ontology annotation, molecular function: nucleic acid binding; RNA-DNA hybrid ribonuclease activity. Lineage: Eukaryota; Viridiplantae; Streptophyta; Magnoliopsida; Rosales; Cannabaceae. The record is from RefSeq and is a predicted model, not a curated record. The transcript has a single exon.
ACGGGGUGCUCCUCAUGGCGGACGUUACACUUCGAAAUUGGCUUAAAGCCCAGGAGAAAUCUGAUGUGCCAGCGCCAUCUUUUUUAGAUGCUGAGGAUGGAAUGGUGUCGUGGAGGAAACCAGCUGUGGGUCAUUUGAAAAUUAAUGUUGAUGCCUCCAUAUUUAGGGAGUCUUCUUCUUUUUGCUUUGCUGGGUUAGCCCGAGACCAUGAGGGAGGUCUGAUUGAAGCCUUUUUCAGGUGUCGCAUGGGAGAUGUUCUUCCAGAAGUAGCCGAGGCUAUGGGCGUUCGUGAGGCGUUGAGCUGGCUAAAACAGAGAAGCUGGACUCACGUGAUCAUUGAGAUAGAUAGCUUGUUGGUUGUUCAAGCAAUAAGGAGUUCUAUCUCUAUGGUUUCUUACUUUGGUAACAUUGUUGAUGAAUGUAAAUCUCUGCUGAAGGAGUGUCAAAAUGUCUCUGUUUUGUUUAUUAAGCGUUCUGCUAAUAGGGCUGCCCAUGCUCUUGCACGAGCAUCGCCUAUUGUUGCUGAUUGUAUGAUGUUUAAAGAGGAUAUUGCCUCUAGUGUGAUGGAUGUACUGGUGCAGGAUGUUUGUUAA